UUAUUGCCAUAUUAGAGACUUCCAAAAUGGUUCAAAUCAGGAUUAAGAUGCUUGCGUUUACGGGACUUCUUUUUCUGAUUUUUCCAUCUUUUGCUUUUCUUUUGGAAUGCAAGUCGGGCAAUGGCGUCAACUACAGAGGAACCACAACAAAAACCAUUUCUGGAAGAACCUGUCAAAGAUGGGACAGCAACACACCACACAAACCAAAGUCAGUCUUUAAUCUCCAGGAGUGCAUGUUCUGCAGUGGCGAGAAUUACCGUGGUAAAAUUUCCCAAACAGAGGAUGGUGUUACAUGUCAGCAUUGGAAUUCACAAACACCGCACCUUCAUGGAUAUACCCCAACCACUUUUCCAGAUAAAUAUCUCAAGGAGAACUACUGUCGGAAUCCUGAUGGAGAACCCAGGCCGUGGUGUUUUACAACUGACACCCAAAAGCGAUGGGCGUUCUGCAACGUUCCACGUUGUGGCGCAGACCCUCCUGAUAUUGAAGUGGACACAGAGUGUUACACAGGCACAGGCCAGAGGUAUCGUGGAGCCAUGACAACCACUAUUUCUGGUAAAAUCUGUCAAAGAUGGGAUGUUCAGGUUCCGCACAUGCACUCAAGAACUCCUGAGAACUAUCCCUGCAAAGGACUAGAAGGUAAUUACUGCAGGAAUCCAGAAAAUGAAAAGGAGCCCUGGUGUUACACCACUGAUCCAGGUACAAGAUGGGAAUAUUGCCAAGUACAAAAGUGUGGCCAUUUACCUCCAGGGCCAUUGAGUGAAAAUGCACCUACUGAUUGUUUUAGUGGAAAUGGUUAUAAUUAUCGAGGGACAACAUCUGUGACAGUGUCGGGAAGAAGAUGCCAGGAAUGGGAUUCCAUGACACCACAUAGCCAUGAGAAAACAUCAAGCAAUUUUCCAAAUGCGGGUCUAUUUGAUAACCACUGUAGAAAUCCUGAUCAGGAUAGGGCUCCUUGGUGCUUCACAACUGACCCUUUGGUCCGAUGGGAAUACUGCAGGAUUUCAAAGUGUGACACUGCACCAUCUCAAUCUCCCUCUAUAAUUCCUGUACAUGGAGGAAGCAGUGAGGCCUUGCAAGCACCUGAUGGUCAAUCAGACUGCCGAGUAGGUAAUGGAGCGACAUAUCGCGGGACAAGAUCAACCACAUCUAGUGGAAGAACAUGCCAACACUGGUCAGCGAUGACACCCCAUUUUCAUACUGUCUUCACUGCUGAAUCAAAUCCUGAUGCUGGACUGGAGGAAAAUUAUUGCAGAAAUCCGGAUGAAGACCCCAAUGGUCCAUGGUGUUAUACAACAGAUCCCCAAAAAAGAUAUGAUUCCUGUAAUGAUAUUCCCAUAUGUGGACAAGAGCCUAAUGAAUGUGGAAGGCCUAUUGUUGAACCCAAGAAAUGUUUUGGAAGAAUUGUUGGUGGCUGUGUAUCCAAACCAUAUUCCUGGCCUUGGCAAGUUAGUCUUCGCACCAAUUUGGAUGCUCACUUCUGUGGAGGAAGUCUUAUUCAUACCAAUUGGGUGGUAACAGCCAAACGCUGUUUAGACCGUUCCUUCAACCCCUUGGCCUACAGAGUCUAUCUUGGAAUAUACAGAGAACGUGCACAUGAACCAUCGAGACAGAUCAUUCAGGUUGACAAAAUUUUUCUCGAACCCACUGGGAAUGACAUUGCUUUAUUAAAACUUAAAAGGCCAGCAGUCCUGACUGACAAAGUGGCAUUAAUCUGUUUGCCAACACAGCGCUAUAUAUUACCAACUGGAGCUGAUUGCUAUGUUUCAGGCUGGAGUGAAACUCAAGGAACUGGACGUGAAGGGGUUUUAAAAGAAGCAGGUUUCUCGGUGAUAGAAAAUAGCAUUUGCAAUCGGCCUGAACAUUUGAAUGGAAGAGUGAAAAUCAGUGAACUAUGUACAGGAAAUAUUGAAGGUGGUGUUGGCAAUUGUCAGGGUGACACCGGAGGCCCUUUGGUAUGUCCAAAUUCCAGAGGCAAAUAUAUUCUCCAAGGAGUAACAUCUUGGGGUCUUGGUUGUGCAAGUCGAAUGAAGCCAGGUGUUUACGUCCGUGUUUCAUUUUUUGUUGACUGGAUUGAAAACACCAUAAGGCAUGGUUAACAAAGAUAUAACUCAGCACAAUAAUCAAAUGUUUCCUGUCAUUCAGAAUGUAAAAUUCCAUAUGUGAAUUAUUAAAUUCUU
This is a messenger RNA of Rhincodon typus (whale shark), 2180 nucleotides long. Its product is annotated as plasminogen-like. The transcript is spliced from 16 exons. Gene Ontology annotation, molecular function: serine-type endopeptidase activity. NCBI's taxonomy places the organism in Eukaryota, Metazoa, Chordata, Chondrichthyes, Orectolobiformes, Rhincodontidae. Bases 27 to 2099 code for a protein of 690 amino acids. The record is from RefSeq and is a predicted model, not a curated record. Gene Ontology annotation, biological process: proteolysis.